AGAGGACUGCAUCUACCGUCUGAUCCAAAAAAAAAAAAAAAAACACACACACAUUGCAGCUGUAGCGUCCACGCUUACAGGGAAUUUAACAAGCCUGCAAACUUGGAUGAGCCACUGAAGGAGCCAUCAUGUGGUUUUCCUGGAUGCUCCUACUGGCCACUCUGGCUUCAUCGUCGGCUUCAUCACGGACGCGGGAAUGGGCUCAUCACGGAGCGAUGAUGUUUGCUGAUCUCACUCCGCAUGAAAUGUACGCGGUGAGGGAUUACCUGUUCUCCUGCAGCGAGCUGGGCCUCACCUCAGCACGGGGAACAUCCCUCAAGAAGAACAGCAUCCUCCUCAUGGAGCUGCAUGUUCCCCGAAAGCAUGAGGCGCUGCGUGCACUGGACAAAGGACAGGCCAAACCAUCCCGGCAGGCACGCGUGGUGGUGCAGUUCGGCAACCAGGCGGUGCCAAAUGUCACUGAAUACAUCGUUGGCCCACUUCCGUUCCCGAAGACUCACCAUCUGAAAACAUUCAAGAACAACAAGAACAUCCGCUUUGAGUCCCGGCCGAUCUCUGCAGUGGAGUACGAACACCUAAGUGGGAUUUUGGACAAAGUUGGAUCUAAAAUAAAUAACAUCCUGCAGGAGAGCACCGGGUUUACUUAUGGCAACUGCACUAAACGCUGUCUGACCUUCUCUGAUAUCGCUCCCCGUGGGAUAGCGUCAGGAGACAGGCGUACCUGGAUCAUGCUGCAGAAGUUUGUGGAAGGAUACUUCAUCCAUCCUGUAGGCUUCGAGGUCCUUGUUAACCACAAAGAUUUGGAUCACGAAAAGUGGACAGUGGAAAAGGUGUGGUACAACGGGCACUAUUUCGACACCUUGGAUGAAUUCGUGGAGAAGUACGAGAAAGGGACGAUUGAUAAAAUCAAGCUUCCGGAGCAUGAUGAGGAGGAUCUUUUCUCCACUUACAUUCCCAGGGGAGACAUGAACACACGGACCAACAUCCAUGGAGCAAAGCUUGUUGAACCACAAGGGCGCAGAUUUCAGGUGGAUGGGAAUUUCGUGGAGUAUGCUGGAUGGUCCUUUGCUUAUCGGGUUCGCUCUUCAGCUGGUUUGCAGAUCUUCGAUCUUCGCUACAAUGGGGAGAGAAUUGCUUAUGAAAUCGCUCUUCAGGAAGCCAUAGCUUUCUACUCCGGAGAUACUCCAGCAGCCAUGCAGACCAAAUACAUUGAUGCCGGGUGGGCGAUGGGAACGUCAGAUUAUGAAUUAUCACCUGGGAUCGACUGUCCAGAAAUUGCUCACUUCGUUGACCUCUACCAUUACUAUGACACAGACAAACCUGUGCGCUACAGAAAUGCACUCUGCAUCUUUGAAAUGACCACUGCGAUUCCUUUGAGGAGACACUUUAAUAGCAACUUCCAAGGAGGCUACAAUUUCUACGGAGGCCUGGAAAACCAUGUUCUGGUGAUCAGAACUACAUCUACAGUCUACAAUUAUGAUUACAUCUGGGACUUUGUCUUCUACCAGAAUGGUGUAAUGGAGUCCAGAGUGAGUGCGACUGGAUAUAUCCAUGCAACCUUCUUCACAGAAAAUGGACUGAACUAUGGAAACAGAGUUUACGACUAUGUACUUGGGAACUUGCACACUCAUCUAAUUCAUUAUAAAGUGGACCUUGACAUUUCAGGAAAGGAAAACAGCUUUGAAUCCAUUGAUCUGAAAUAUGUGAACUUCACCAACCCCUGGAGCCCCGGACACACCAUCAUGCAAUCGAAACUGCACAGGACGCAGUAUGAAACUGAACGCAGCGCUGCUUUCCGCUUUGGCAAGAAGUUCCCCAAAUAUCUACACUUCUACAAUCCCAAUGAAGUGAACAAAUGGGGGCAUAAGAAAGGAUACCGGAUUCAAUACAACUCACAUGCUAACAGCGUUCUGCCCAGAGGCUGGAGAGAGGAAAAUGGUAUUCCAUGGUCAAGAUACCCAUUGGCUGUAACCAGACAUAAGGACAGUGAGGUCACCAGCAGCAGCAUCUACACUCAGAAUGACCCCUGGGAGCCUCUCGUUUCCUUUGAGGAGUUCGUUCGCAACAAUGAAAACAUUGUUAACCAGGAUCUGGUUGCCUGGGUGACGGUGGGCUUCCUGCACAUUCCUCAUUCUGAAGACAUUCCCAACACAGCGACUCCAGGAAACUCGGUGGGAUUUUUCCUGCGUCCCUUCAACUUUUUCGACGAGGACCCUUCGCUGGCGUCCCGCAGCACAGUCAUUGUGCGUCCCGAUGAAAAGGGUCAGCCGAAGGUGCAGCGGUGGACUCCAGAGGUCGUAGGUCACUGUGUCUCAGACAAGCCUUUCUUCUAUAACGGCACAUACGCUGGCGUUUAGAGAAACUGAGCUCAUUUCAUGUCAUGCUAGUGUGUUUGUGCUGUAUAUAAAAAUGCAAUUUGUGACAUUAAAUAAAUGCUGAUGAUGUCAAAUGA
Danio aesculapii is the source of this 2452-nucleotide messenger RNA. It is a transcript of the gene aoc1, whose product is annotated as amine oxidase copper containing 1. The transcript has 5 exons. Gene Ontology annotation, cellular component: plasma membrane. The coding region runs from base 129 to 2357 and encodes 742 amino acids. Gene Ontology annotation, molecular function: copper ion binding; diamine oxidase activity; primary methylamine oxidase activity. Lineage: Eukaryota; Metazoa; Chordata; Actinopteri; Cypriniformes; Danionidae. The record is from RefSeq and is a predicted model, not a curated record. Gene Ontology annotation, biological process: amine metabolic process; response to antibiotic.